CUCCCCGACAACAUGGCUGCUGCAGUACAGUGUCCGAUCAGAAGUACGUCGGCACUCGGAGGAAAAACAUCAUUUUGAAAGGAUUUUAAUGACAACGACGUGAAUUUUAGAUAAGACCUCUACAUGAACAUUCAGAAGAGGAUCUCUGCAGCACACCUGAGCCACAGUUAAUCCUCCACGCCUGCAACCCAUAAACCCUCAGCCUCCCGCUUCUCUGUGCUGCUCCCUGCAGGUGUGGGUGUGCCUCCUGUCACACUGGCAGAGGAGGUGGGGCAGGAGGUGUUGCCAGGCGGGGGACCAAGGCUGCACCCGCCUGCCUUCUCCAUCUUCCUCUGUCCCAUUCGUGCCCACCUGAGCGGAAGUUUCCUCAGGCAGUGGGCUGAGAGGGAUCCAGCCGAGGGCCUAGAGAGUGAGCUGAUCAGAUUCGGCCAUCGCAGAGCGGCAGUGAGCGGGCUCUGUCGGGCGGCGUGUGCGGGUUAAGGAGCGGAGCAUGAGGAGAGGUUGUGGUUGUCAUGGAGCAGCAGGUUAAGAAGCAGGAGGAGGAUGCUGUGGCUCUGGGCCUGUCGACUGGUCAGGCUCUGGCCAAGCUGCGGGAUCAGCUCAGCAGCCUGCUGGAGCAGCACCAGAGGACUGCACGCCGAAGAGUCUCUGCACAGGAACAGUGGGUAAAUAGUUUUCUCUACCAUGGCAACCGGCACUCCUGUCUCCAUUGGCCGGGAGCAGCCCUCACUCUCCUGGUGGUGCUGGGACUCUUCUGUUGCCAUGGCAGCCAGCCAAAGGGCAGUUCUGGUAUCGAGCUGGUGAACGCCAUCGCCCUCCUGCUCCUCUUCCUGCUGAACCUUCUGCUGGUCGGACGUCAGGAGAGGCUGAAGAAGAGUGAGAUGGUCCGGCGCCUAAGGGCGAUCAUCACACAGCUCAGCGACUAUCUGACUGGUUGUGUGGGUGAAGCACGGUGGUCUCCAUCUCUGUACCCUGAUCUGUACACGCCCAUAUCUUCAUCGUGGUCUCUUCACUGGACCUACAGAGACUCCCAGCUGGUUAACCUGCCCGUCAGUCUGCUAGUGGAGGGAGACAUCAUCGCUCUGAGGCCCGGACAAGAAGCGUUUGCAUCACUCAGAGGCAUCAAGGAUGAUGAGCACAUUGUGUUGGAGCCAGGAGAUUUAUUCCCUCCAUUCUCGCCUCCUCCUUCACCCCGAGCCAACGACAAGAGAGCACCCCAGACCCCCCAGCAACACCGGCUCUUCAGAGUUGUCCGGACCCCCAUACUGGAAUCAGUCAGGAACAGUCUGGAGUUGGCGUUGUCUCGUCCAGUCACAGUGCUGGAUAAUGAGAGGUUUACAGUGCAGUCUGUGAUCACCAAGCUUGUCUGUCCUGUUGUUCUGGUAGCAUUUCUGCUUGUGAACUCUGUCCGCUAUUUCUGUGAUGCCCCCAGCCUCACCCCAGCCUGCUACAACUUCUUUCAACUUCAGGUGAUGGGUGUGUUGCCCAUCCUGCCCCUUCUCUUCCCCGUCAUGUGGGUGCUGCUGAACGCCUUCGGAGAAGCCAAAGUCCUCGCUGAGUUCAGCCGAGCAUCACCAGCUGGUCUGCUUGCUAAGUUCUCUGAGGAUACUCUAAGCAGCUACACCGAAGUGGUUUCCUCCCAGGAGAUGCUGCGCUGUGUUUGGAGACACCUGGUGGGCGUCCUGAAGGGAGAGUCUCAGACACUCUGUUAUACAUCCAGCCUCUUACACACUCUGGGAUCUGUUACUGUGCUGUGUUGUGUGGACAAGCAGGGGAUCUUGUCCUGGCCCAACCCAAGUCCAGAGACAGUGUUGUUUUUCAGCGGGCGUGUGGAGCCGCCUCACAACAGCCAGGACGACCUCAGAGACGACCUGUCUGUCAACUCCUACUGCAGAAUGGAGACAGAUGAUGACAGGGAUGAGGCCCAGGAGGGGGAGGCUCUGCUCUGUCUACCUGCGGAGUCCUCCACCCACCUGGGAGAGGGCCCAGAGCCUAGUGAGACAUCACAUGACAUCACUCGAUCGUCUGACAAUCUCCGUCAUAUGCGCUCCUGCCAGUCCACGCACACUCGCACCAAACACCACUCUGGAUCCAACGUGAGCUUCAGCCGGGACACAGAGGGAGGAGAGGAUGACCCAACUCAGGACUUUGCUUUGGGCUGCCCUGAAGCGGAGGCGGAGGACUUUGUUUGUGAUUACCACCUUGAAAUGCUGAGUUUGUCUCAGGACCAGCAGAACCCGACCAGCAUCCAGUUUGACGACCUGUCCUGGCAGUGCCACCUCCCCUCUCUGAAGCCGCUCGGCCUAAACAUCAUGCUAAACCUUUGUAACGCUAGUGUCACCCAGCAGCUCUGCCGAUUCUCCGACCACCUGUCCAACCUGGCUCUGCAGGAGAGUCACGGCUCUGUGCUGCCCGUCUAUGUCCCGUGGGGGCUCUGUGAGCUCUCCAGACUCAUCGGGUUCACUCCUGGUGCGAGGGAGCUGUUUAAACAGGAGAACCACUUAGCUCUUUACCAGCUGCCAUCUGGAGAGAAAACCAAGGAGUUUACGUCACGCCGCCUUCAUUACUUCACCAAACGCCAGCCUCCCAUCUCUCACCUCAUCUCCCUCUUCGUACGAGACUCUUCUUCCAAUAAUGUCCAGAUGCUGUCUCAUGGUUCAGCUGACCUCAUCCUGGAAGCCUGCACUGAUUUCUGGGAUGGCACUGAUAUUUAUCCCCUCUCAGGCUCUGACAGAAAGAAGGUUCUGGACUUCUACCAGCGUGCCUGUCUGUCAGGUUACUGCUCAGCGUUUGCCUACAAACCCAUGCAGGUCUCGUUGUCCAAUCAGCUGAAUGGAAAGUGUGUGGAGCUGGCUCCGGGCCCCUGCCUCUUUUCUGGAGUGGAGCUGCCCUCCACCACCCCCAUCAAACACGGCUCCUGCAGGAACAGCUGGAGCUCUGAUGAGGGUAUCGGUGAGGGUGUGGAGCGGGAGGACUGCGUUCAGGCCCUCAGCGGGCAGAUCUUUAUGGGCAUGGUAUCAUCCCAGUUCCAGGCGAGGUUGGACACGGUCCGUCUCAUCGACGCUCUGGUCACCGCUUGUAUCCGCUUUGUUUACUUUUCCAUGGAGGAUGAACUCCGCAGCAAGGUCUUUGCAGAGAAGAUGGGUUUAGAGACAGGCUGGAACUGUCACAUCUCUUUGACUCCAAACGGAGACAGUCCGUGUGAUGGAGCGCCGUCCAGCCCCAGUCAGGGCUCCCUGCAUGAAGACCUGCACCAAGAUUCUCGGGAUGAAGCAGAGGGUCCGCUGCUGCCUGAGGAGGAGGCUCACUCUGACCUCGCCAGUUUCCAGCCCACAGACAGCGACGUGCCCAGCUUUCUGGAGGAUUGUAACAGGGCCAAACUACCUCGUGGUAUCCACCAGGUUCGUCCUCAUUUGAAGAACAUUGAUAAUGUGCCUCUUUUGGUGCCACUCUUCACUGACUGCACCCCUGACACUAUGUGUGAGAUGAUGAAGAUCAUGCAGGAGAACAGGGAGGUCACGUGCUGUCUGGGAAGCGCCGCCAACUUCCGAAACAGCCGCCUGUUUCUACAGAGUGACGUCAGCAUCGCUCUGGACCCUCUGUACCCAUCUCAGUGCUCGUGGGAGACGUUUGGCUACGCCACAGGCGGAGGAUUUAACGGUGAAGUUGAGGGCCUGACUCCUCUGAGACUCUCCGGUCAGCUCAACAGUCUUGGCUGCUCAGUCACCUUCCACCAAGGAGAGAGCGUCAGCAUGGUCAAACUCAUAGAGCAGGCUCGACACACGAUCUACGGCAUUCGCAAGUGCUUCCUUUUCCUGCUGCAGUGUCAGCUCAGCCUGGUCAUCAUCCAGUUUCUAGCCUGCCUCGCUCAGCUUCCUCCUCCUUUGAACACCACGGACAUCCUGUGGCUGUCAUGCUUCAGCUGCCCGCUGCUGAGUGUGUCUCUUCUCGGGAAGCCACCUGACAGUUCAGUGAUGACGGUCGCCACAGGGAAGAACCUCGAUUCAAUUCCAAGGAAGACCCAGAACUACUUCCUCGGCUGUUUCCUGCUGAAGUUCAGUCUGACGGUGUGUGCCUACCUGUUGGCCUUUGGAUUUACUCUGCAGGAGAUCUGCCUCAAAAGCAGCGACUACUCCCCUUUCAACAACACGACUGCCAACUGCCUUCAUAUUCUCACAAAGAGCUCUUCAGAUGAAGCUCCUCGGUGGUUCAUGGAGCUGUCAAACGGCCUGCUGCUCACUCAGAAGGUGAUGGCAGCAUUCCUCGCCUUACACACAGUGGUGAUCUCUCUCAGCUACGUGCAUCGCUCCCAGCCUCUGUGGAGAAAAAGCCCCUUCAGCAACACCUGGUGGUGUCUCACUGUACCUGUCGUUCUGCUCACCCAGGUUGUUCAGGCCACCGUGGAUUAUCAGCUAUGGCGAAACACGAAUGGCUUCCUCGCCUUUAACCUGAGGGAUAUUCCUCUGCUGGCCUGGCUGCUGGUCUCUCUGUCCCCGCUGUUGGUGGUUGUGGUCAAUGAAGUUGUGAAGCUACAUGAAAUACGAGUUCGAGUUCGCUACCAGAAGAGGCAGAAGCUGCAGUUUGAGACGAAGCUGGGCAUGAACUCUCCGUUCUGAUGUGACAGAGAUAUGGUGGAAGCCAUGGAAGUACUCUGAGGAAGGGUACGAUCACUGCAGACCCCUCCGUUAUCACAUAAACCCAACAGCACUGCAGUCAUCAAAAGGAGCAAAUUUUACCUGAAUGUUACUUUGGGGCUUUAUGACACAGAUGUUCAUACUCCUACAUCUGUCCAUAUUACAAGGGCGGGAAAAGGAGAAUGCAAAGUACAGAUUUCUGUUAAAAAAAGAGCCAAAAUAGGCUACUAUUUAUUGUCUGGUUUUAGUUUUAAAGGCAUGAGGAAUGUUUUUCUGAAGCUGUUUCUGCUUUGACACUUUCACGUCACUGAGAGUCCCGAACAAUUCAUGUAAAGCUCCCUCACUUUUAAAGGAUUUUAAGUGAAGUUUAUGUUAAUUUCAUCCACUCAGACACACUGAGCUGUCAUAAAUGACUUCAACCAGUCCAGCACUUAUUCAGUUUGACUUAUUUUCAGUCGACUGUGGCAGGAAAGAAAGGGUAGUUUGUAACUGUGGAGCCCCAAAGUGUUCAGUAACUCACUGUAAAUCACAUAAAUAUGUUGUAAAAUUUACAGUUAAACACCAAGAAUUUCUGAGGUAAUUCAAGAACUGAUAAUGCAUGACUUUGCAUCCUGCCAAUCACGUGCUCCCUGCCUCUUUAGAUAACAAGAAAACAAGCCCGGUUAGGCCGGUUAAACAUUUACCAGAUGACCAAAAAUCACAUAUAAACUAUUUGUUAAUUUAUUCAUUUGAUAUAUUUUUUAAUUCUGCUUUCAUUGAACACACUUGGGCUCCACUUCUAACUUGAAAUCUUCAGAUUAGGGUGAAACUCUACCUCUGGAAAGUAUAAUGAACUAUUUUUUCUUCUGUUGUUUAGUCUUUGAGCCACAUUUGAAUCUCUACAGUGGUAAUCCUCCUAGACAGUGGGCCUCAUUCACCAACAUCCUGAGAAGAUUUUUCUUAAAUUUGAAGAAAAUUUAUGUGGGAUUUAUGUCACAUUUUUAAAUUGCUGGUUUGUUCUCACCUGUGCUCUUAAAUUGAUGUAUGCCAGGGGGGCGUAAGCUGAAUGCACAUGCACAUUUCUCCCAAUUAGCAGAGAAACACCCCUUUUAUGCCCAUAUAAGGGCAUGAGACUGAAGGGCAGUGUGCAAACACAGAAAAGGUAAGAUAUUAGUGACAUUCAAACUGAAAUAAACUGUCAAAACAAUCACACGACUUUAAAAUACUGCGAUAUUCCUAAAGUGGAUGUAGUGCUGCUCCAAAUGACACAAAAAGAGGACGAUUUAAUUCUAUUUUUAGCACCAGUAGUGGAAAUUAAAUAAAUGCUGCAAACAUUUUAAUUGGAUGUAAUCAGUCAUUUAGACAGUGUUUUCAUUAGAAAUGACAUAAUUUGAUUAAAACAAACAUUAAUUCUAAAACCUGACCCUUAAACUGAUGUAAAGGGUCAAUGACAUGACUGGUUUUUCCUUUUAAAAAAAAAACAUAUUGGUUCAUGGCAUAUAUCAAUCCUUCGAAACCUAUUUUGUCUAAAUACAUUUUCAGUAUAUUUGACCAAUAUAAUAAAUUUUAUAUUGAGGCAUCUCCAGCCCUCCGAAUAAAUGAGCAGAUUACUUACACUGUUGAAAAUGGCAUUUUGGUUGUGAGAAAUCCAAAUUAGAGUACUGUGGCAUGAUUUUAUGGUUGAAAUCUUUGAAGUAAAAAAUGUUGGUAAAAUUUAUCGGGUUAGAGCAUCAAAAAACUUUUGUCUUGGAAUUUACAGGUUCUUAAAUGCCAGGGUGGAACAACCGUAAGCAUGGGACCUUUAUUUUGAAAUGAAGUGCUAAAAAUAGAUUGACGCACAAUUUAUCACCCAUUUAACUCCGGCUAACAGAGAAAUGGUUUAUAGAUCCUUUUCAAGUGAAGAUAAAACAUUUCUUUUGAGCCACAGGUGGGCAGGUACGCUUUCCAUGUCAGGUGUUACACCCAGUGUAAAACUGUUAAUUAUUAUUUUUUAUUAUAAUGUACAAAAUGUACAAUAUAAAGAAACAAAGGUAAACUAACAUUUUAUCACUUGCUCUAUCAGCAUGAGAAACGUCGCAGAGCAACUCUGUUAUUAACUCUGUAAUUCUGUGUUAUUAUGCCAUUCUUACUCUAGCACAUUUGAGUGCUGAUAUGUGAAAAAUUAAACAUUUUAUCCUGUCAUAUCAGCUCUCAAAUGUUGGCCAGAGUGUUCUGGAAUUUACUUAGAUUUUGUUCUUAGCCAAAAACGAAUACAGAGAAGAAUACAUCGUUGCGCAGAGAAUCUUUUGGAACAAAUUUUUUCUUAGGAAGGUUGGUGAAUGAGGCCCGUUGUUCUGCUUUAUCAAAUGUUUCUUUCGAACUGUUGGACCGAGCCAAGGUCAGAUCUGCUGUAACACAACAAGGACUAAGGAUAACAGAUAAAAAUAAAUAUUUAUGUUUUAUACUAACACAUUUACAUGAUAUUAACACUGUAUAUUCACAUCACCAGUCUAACUGAAGAAUGUGCCAGCAUGCAUCAUGAACUUACAGCCGGUCGUGCAGCGGUUGAAGUGACUCUGUCGUGAAACGACGGACGUCCCGAGUGAACGAUCCUGUCAAAUCUGGUGUGCCGUCACACCGCAGACUUAUGAAAGGUGCUUCAUAUCGUUCAGUUGCCUUCUUUCCUCAGCCUGUCUGCCUUCUUCAGCUCUCACACCACAGCAGGCAGGAGCUCAGGAUUACAGUUAUUUUUAUUAUAAAGUGUAAAUUACCCCAGACUUCAUGUUUAAUCUGCUGACCAGCAUGUUUCAGACUCAGAUUUCUUUGCUGAUUAUCUUGUCAUUUAAACAUGAAUCGAUCUCUUACAGUUAAGUUGAAGAAUCAGCAGCAGACUUCUGUUUCUGUUAUUUUUAAUCAAACCAGCCUUCUGUGUGGUGCUGUCAUCACCUCACAUAGACGUUAUUUUGUUAGUAUUGCUGUAUUAAAGAGGGGCGGUGUCAUUAACUCACAAUUUAAACUUUAUUUCUUUCAUUUCACCAAAUAUAAAACAAUCAGUCUUCUCAGUGUGUUUAACAGCCAAGAAAGCCAACUGCCAAGUGAUUGCUUAAUCAGCACAUUUCCAUGAUAUAAAACUACAUAUUCUGUAUCUUCCCUCAUGUUUAAAUCCAAAUGGUCAUCAGCUUAAGUUUGUAUUCGACAUGGCAGGAUUUUCAAUCAACUUUUGAAACGUUUUCCUCUGACACGACUCAUUGUUAUGGAAGAUACAAAAGAUCCUGAGGUUUUUGAAGUCAGUUUUUUCUGGCCUUGAUUUAAGCCACGUCUUGCUGUAAAGGGUGAUUCUGGUAUUUCGAAAAUCUUCUCAUGCACAAGGCUGUUAGGCUGAGUGACUCUAAAUUGCCCGUAAGUGUGAGUGUGAGCAUGCCAUGAUUGUCUCUGUAUGUCAUCCAUGUGAUUGACUGGUGAUCAGUCCACCAAAAUACCAGAAUUACCCUAAAGAUGGCAUGAAAUGUGGCAUCACGGGUUAAACCUCUCAUGUGUGACCAACACUGACAUUGCCAGGGUUCAUGAAAUUUUGUAAAAAAAAAAAAAAAAAAAUUGAUGUGCAGCAGAGAUCUAGCAAGGAUAAAAUAAACCAUUUUUCUUCUAUAACUGAUUUUGGUAAUUUUUCUACUUUGAUUUCACUACUUUUUGGCCAAAAUAACUGAGCAACUAGCUCAGAGCUCUGAGCUAUUUUAAGCUACAUUUCAAUGCUUUUAGCAACACAAGAUCUACAGUCAAGAUGUGCACAUGACUGGUCAUGAAAUACUUGAUUUUACAUUUUUGCUUGUGUUUAUUUUGGGAGAUGUUGACUCAUGACCUCGGUAUCUUUAACACCUGGCUACAGCCCUGUUCUCACUUCUGCAUAUGCACCAGUUUAAUAAUUUCAUGACUAAAAAUGUUCUCUUAAGUUCAACAGAGGGUGUCUGUGAAGAACGGAGUGCAGAAGCACAAUCUAGUUUUCUGGAUUAUGACGCCAUAACUCUCCCAGUCACUUUCUUGUUGGAUGAAAAAGUCAGCAUGAGCCCCUGGAGGUUCAGAGACAAAUAUCACAAUGCAAAGAAAUGUUUGUAAUCUUUAUUAGCUUGCCCUGUUUGUACUUCAAAUGUUUCAUGUCAUGAUGAACACGGACUAUGCUGCAUGAAUAUGAUCCAGUGAAUGCUCCGUCUCGAUCAGUGUACAUCUAUAGAUCCGUUCAAACACAAAUGGACUCAUAGAGCAUGGACUUCAUACUGUCUGUCACCAGGCCUGUGGUCAAACCUGCAGAUGAUGCUAACAUAAUCACGGUUAGGAAAUGAGACCCUCCGCCUGUUGAAUCAUCAGGUCAGGGUCUGGCUGGAGGUGAUGGACUCUGAUAAAGCUGUUCACAAGAUACAUAAAUGUAUAUUUUGUAUUUUUUAAAGUGUCUAUGUUCAGAAAUUUUGACAGGUUUGUUUCUGUAUUGAAAAUGUCAUCUUAAUAAAUAUGCUCUUUUAUUCA
Messenger RNA from Cheilinus undulatus (humphead wrasse), 9107 nucleotides. It is a transcript of the gene tmem94, whose product is annotated as transmembrane protein 94. The transcript is spliced from 32 exons. NCBI's taxonomy places the organism in Eukaryota, Metazoa, Chordata, Actinopteri, Labriformes, Labridae. The coding region runs from base 513 to 4616 and encodes 1367 amino acids. The record is from RefSeq and is a predicted model, not a curated record.